AUGUUAUCCAAACUGGCCCUGUCUUUCGUUGUUGUACGUCUUAGUCACCCCAUCAAGUCAUAUUAUGCCAGUAUCCACAAUUUAGACUUGGAUGCCCUGCUGUCAUCCAGUCCCUACAAAGAAGCGUAUCGACGGGAAAUGGUUGCCUGGGCAGAAGGCCAAAUGAAGAAGGAUCCGUACGUGUUUGCUCGUCAGGCUCUGGAAAAUAGCUUGGCUCAAUUCAGCUGUUGCUCACCAGCAUCCACACCCGAUGUCAUUCUCGUUUCGGAUGCCCGUCGUCCUUCCGACAUGGACUUUUUUACCGAGGUCUGUGGACGACCUAACUGCAUUUUCAUUCGAAUCACUGCGACGGAGCAGGUGCGUAUUGCCCGAGGAUGGCACUACACCGAGUCGAUUGAUGAUGCAACCACUGAGUGCGGACUUGAUGCCUUUUCCGAUUGGGACUCCCGUGUGGAAAACAAUUUGUCCAGUGAUGGACAUAAGGAACUGUUGGAUCAACUUACUGAACGCAUUUACCGUAUUUUACGACAG
Opisthorchis viverrini is the source of this 531-nucleotide messenger RNA. RefSeq lists its product as hypothetical. Gene Ontology annotation, biological process: cholesterol biosynthetic process; isopentenyl diphosphate biosynthetic process, mevalonate pathway. The record is from RefSeq and is a predicted model, not a curated record. The transcript has a single exon. The annotation marks the transcript as partial. Gene Ontology annotation, cellular component: cytoplasm. Gene Ontology annotation, molecular function: phosphomevalonate kinase activity. NCBI's taxonomy places the organism in Eukaryota, Metazoa, Platyhelminthes, Trematoda, Opisthorchiida, Opisthorchiidae.